UGCUUGAAAAUUGUUGUAUGAUACGCUUAGUGUGCAAAAUAUAUUACUGCAGCACUACCCCCUUAGGAGUCACUAGAAGAUGUGGUUCCCCCUCAGGGGAGGACUGACAACUCAUGGGGCCCCCGGGCAAUAGAGGAUCAUUGGGCCCCUGUGUCCUUGCCCAAACUCAAAAAAUCCUAUGAAAAAGGUACCAGGGGCAUUUUUAUGGGGCCCCCUACUGACCCUGGGCCCUCGGGCAGUGCCUAGUGCUCGAAUGGUCAGUCCGCCCCUGCCAAGUAUGAUUACUGAUACGUUU
Staurois parvus is the source of this 295-nucleotide messenger RNA. Lineage: Eukaryota; Metazoa; Chordata; Amphibia; Anura; Ranidae. The record is from the annotation of a GenBank genome assembly.